AACCAAAUGAAAAUCUAAACCAAUAAAAAAUUCAAUCUUUUUUUUCACAAUUAUCGAAAUCAAGAAAAUCUUGAUUUGAAUUCUUUCCGAUGAAACUCCUUUCGAAUCCACCACUAACUUUCUUCUUCCCCUUCUCCACUCCCUUAACUUCAAAACCUUUCUUCAGACCCAUCAAAGUCUCCGUCUCCGUUCAAACUCCUCCGCCGGACUUCGAUUUCCGAAACGAGAUCGCGUCGGACUCACGCGCUGCAAUUGCUAAAACUUUCCCGGAGUUGCUUGACCUCGCCGAUAACGGGACUUUGAUUCUUGUCCAGAAACAGAGUUUUGGUCCUGUUCCAGCUUGGCGCAAAGAGUUCGUUGAGCCAGAAGCGAUUUGGCUUGUGGGCACUUCUCAUAUCUCGCCGGAGUCUGCUUCCGUCGUUGAACGCGUCGUCCGUACGGUGAAACCUGAUAAUGUCGCCGUCGAGCUCUGUCGUAGCAGGAAAGUUCAUUUCUUUAUCCAGCUGAAAUUAGGAGCUGGGAUUAUGUACACUUCGAGUGUUGGAGGAGAGGUCGACCAAAACUUAAAAUCCGGUGUGUUGUCGUUGACAGGAACUGGCUUUCUCGGUGCUGUUGGUCGGAGUUUAGACUUGGGAGGCCAAACUGCCUUGGCUUUGCGACUUCUCUUGGCGGUUUUCUCGUCUAAGUUAUCUUCUGUUGCUGAUCGACCUUUCGGUGAUGAGUUUCGUGCAGCUCGGAAAGCGUCUGAGGAAGUUGGUGCGCAGCUAGUUCUUGGAGACCGACCUAUCGAAAUAACACUCCAAAGGGCUUGGAACUCUUUGAAAUGGGGAGAGAAGUUUAAUCUGGUGAUGGCUGUGACUCGGGCAAUCACAUCGUCAUCUGGUAUAUCCGCAGCUGAGCUUAAGGAACAAGAGACCGAUGAAAGCAAUGGAAGUUUGCAGCUUUAUGAACGGCUUAGUUUCUCAUACCCAUCACUCCUACUGCCUCUAAUACACGAAAGAGACACCUAUCUAGCUUGGUCAUUGAAGAGAAGUAAGGCAGUGAACGGGUGUAAAACAGUAGUGGGAGUAAUCGGAAAAGGACACAUGAAUGGUGUCAUCUACGCAUUGGUAUCGGAUUCCGGGGACCUCCGGUUUAAGGAUUUAGUAGGAAGAAGAGAUUCAUCUGAUGGUAGUACUACAUCGAACGGCUGGAUUCAAAAGGUUUUAAAGAGCCUCGCAAGAGACACAAUCAUAGGGUUCUUGUUAUGGGAGUUAUAUGAAGAGUAUCUCAAGUUUAUGAUGAUGAAUCAAAACCUUUCAUGAUAACUGAAAAGCAACUCCAAAAAAGAAACUGUAAAAAAAUGUAAAUGUUUUUUCUUCUAGAUUUUUGUUGAGUCAACGACAUCAAAGACUUGGAGAGUAUAAAUCUCUUUUUCUUUUUAUUUCAUUUUUUAAUAUUAGUUUAA
Molecule: messenger RNA, 1447 nt
Organism: Arabidopsis lyrata subsp. lyrata
Lineage: Eukaryota; Viridiplantae; Streptophyta; Magnoliopsida; Brassicales; Brassicaceae
Product: traB domain-containing protein
Exons: 7
Coding region: 90-1304 (404 amino acids)
Source: RefSeq, a predicted model, not a curated record